Messenger RNA from Chinchilla lanigera (long-tailed chinchilla), 924 nucleotides. RefSeq names its product C-type lectin domain family 2 member F-like. NCBI's taxonomy places the organism in Eukaryota, Metazoa, Chordata, Mammalia, Rodentia, Chinchillidae. The coding region runs from base 244 to 780 and encodes 178 amino acids. The record is from RefSeq and is a predicted model, not a curated record. The transcript has 5 exons.
CAGUUGGAGAACAGAGGCUCAGGAGGACGCGGCCCCUUGGUCAUCAGGCUUGCAGAGCUCAGCUUGGUUUCUGCUGCAGGGCUGUGCGCUCUCCUGAUCCGGCCUUCUGAGAGGUCUGCCAAGGAGACCCGCUCCGCAUUUCCUUAGGGCUUACAGGCCUCCAGUGUACUGGCAGUUCUCUAUCUAUCCCAGGAUGAUUCAGUCUCUGUAAUCAUAGAAGCGCCUUUUUGGUGAAAGUCCGAGAUGGAGGGAGAAGAAAUGGAGAAUAGGAGGAAAAGGAGAGUGCAAGUACAAAGGAAAAUGAUAAUCCUCUCUGUCUUGUUAUGUGGAGGCCUUGCGGUUCUUCUUUGGAUGAUGUUAAAAUUUCCUAAAAAAAUGGGAAUUAAAAUAAUCAAGAAGAAUUGCACAAAUGAUUUGAGGGUAUGUCCACCUGGCUGGGAGCUACUCAGUCAGAAGUGCUUCUUUCAAUCUGAAAAUGAAGGUACUUGGUCCGAGGGACAGAGACACUGCAGAAAAUAUUUGGGAUCUCUGGCCAAGAUCGUCUCACAGGCUGAAAUGAAGUCUGUGGCCAAGCAUCUGGAUAAAUCUACAUAUUGGAUUGGACUGAGAAAACACCUUUCUGAUAACAUCUGGAGGUGGAUGGAUGGAAGUCACUUUAACAACUGGUUCAGGGUAAGUGGCUCUGGCAACUGUGCCUUCGUAGAUACCACCGGUGGAAGCGUUACCAGCUGUGAUGGAAAAAGAAGAUAUUUGUGCAGCAGAAAAAGUGAAUGUGGUUAGAAUUGUUCCAUACUGAAAAUAGAGAAAAACUUUCAUAUUUAGUGUAUUUUAAACUCAUUUGGAUAUAUACUUUUCUUCUCAACAUGUCUUAAGUGAGUUGAUGAAAAUUUAAAUAAAUUCAACUUAAAUUUAACUAAUUGAUAA